Messenger RNA from Eimeria mitis, 309 nucleotides. RefSeq lists its product as uncharacterized. The transcript is spliced from 5 exons. The record is from RefSeq and is a predicted model, not a curated record. Lineage: Eukaryota; Apicomplexa; Conoidasida; Eucoccidiorida; Eimeriidae. Bases 1 to 309 code for a protein of 102 amino acids.
AUGGAAGGCGUCAGCGAAGGAGUGAUGAGAAUGCGGCUGUUGCUGGUCGGCGCGGACGCGUUCGAGCUGUCCGCAGCCAGGCAGGAAUUUGUGAUGCAGGAUUUGCGCGCAUCAAGUCGUUUCGCUAGAUGUGGAUGUGCGUUUGAGGAUUUGCAGCUCUCGAGGCAUGACUCGCGCACGGUAUGUGUCAGGGAAGGUGAGCGCCUCUUGCAUGUGCGGGUGGGUGGUGCUUUAGCCCGAGGAGGUCACGGCAUGAGUCGCGGUGUGUACGAAUUGGUGUUGCAGCACGGGAGGCGUCAGGGAAGGUGA